GCACCCGGGCGGCCGCCGCCGCAUCAGCAUCAGCGGCCUCUCCCUGUCCCUCACCGCACGCAGCACCGCCGGCCGCCUUAAAGAAGACGCAGCGGCCUUGGCAAGGCGCGCCCGCCGUGCCGCCAGCUCGCCCUCUCUCCCGCUCCCCCACUCCACCCUCGCCGCCUCGGCCACGUCUCCCAGCGCACCCCUCUUCGCCGCAACCUCUCCGACACCCUCACGGCCACGCCCGCGCCCUCUGCGCCUCUCCGAGCACCACCUCCGCCUCACACUCUCCCGCCUCGCACUCUUUCCGCCUCGCCUCCCGCCUCCUUUCGCCCCGGACUCACUACAUCCCCUUCCCGGACCUGCCGCACUAGACGCUGCUCUGCCGCACCGCACCCUUGCACUCAGACUUGCUGCGCGCCUCGCCGCUCCCGGCGCCGACGCCAUGAGCUCCUACCGCUCGCCCGUGCUGCCGGCGUACGUGGACCAGUCCAACAUCACGUCGGUGGCCGAGUACUACACGAGCCACCCCGUGCCGCAGCGCCUGCAGCCGGCGAUCAUCGUCGCCUCCAUCGCCGUCGCCGCGCUGGGCUCGUACGCGACGCUGCUGCUGCUCGGGCGCCGCACGGCCAACAAGGGCGCGCGCAACGUCUUCCUGCUGCUCGCGGCGGCCGUGACGAUGUCGAGCGUCGGCAUCUGGGGCAUGCACUUCAUCGGCAUGCACAUGACGCUGCAGCCCAUCGCAGGCGUCAACUGGUACUUUGCCUACUCGCCCGCGUGGACGGUCUUCUCGCUGUUCGCACCCAUGCUCGCGCUCGCCGCCUCGUUCCUCUUCCUCGACGGCGCCGAGAGCAAGUCGGGCGCGCUGAGCUACACGCGCAUCGUCCUCUCCGGCGUCGCCGUCGGCGGCCUCGUGGGCCUGAUGCACUUCAGCGCCGCCCUCUCGGGCAACCUGCGCGUCUCGUACGCCAUCCCGCAGACGGUCGGCUCCGUCAUCCUCGCCAUGGUCGCCGCGACGGUGGCGCUGGCGUCGUUCUUUGCGCUGCGCCGCCAGUGGCAGGACAACUGGCUCAAGCGCCUUGCCUGCUCGCUCAUCCUCGCCACGGGCGUGUGCAGCAUGCACUACCUCGCCGUCAGCGGCACGAGCUACACGGUGCGGCCCGCCAGCCUGCUCAAUGUGCAGGCCCUCAUGGCGGGCAAUCGGCGCAACAACGUCGUGACGAUUGCGAUUGGCGUCAUGUGCGCCUGCAUCCUCGGCAUUUCGACGUUCCUCGCCGUCUCGGACGUCGUCAUGGCGCGCGAGGUGCGCCGCAACGCGCGCAAGGUCGUCGUCGCCUCGGUGGCGUUUGACAAGAGCGGCCGCCUGCUCGUCAAGGCCGACGGCAGUCUGCCGAUGGUCGUGCUCGAGACGAAGCUGCGCAUGACCGAGGUCAUGGACGCGCUCGACAAGCGCCAGACGACGUUCCAGUGGCUCUACACCAUCUCGUGGGACUGGAACAUCGUGGCGCCGUUCCUGCGCGCCAUCACGAGCAAGUUUCACCAGCGCGAGGGCACCAACUACGCCGCCGGCGCCGCCGAGCAGCCGCAGCUGCCCGGCGGCGCCAACAAGCGUGCCUUUGGCCGCCGCGUCAGCCUCGACCAGACGCACGACCGCCAGCGCGGGCCCGCGGCGCUGGCCGACUUCCGCGACAGCGUCAUCGACGCGGCCAUGCAGCUCUCCAUCGAGCUCGACAUUCCCUUUGAGCAGGUCGGCAUCCUCUACGACUCGGUCCUCUCCACGGGCACGCGCAAGGCUGCCGUCGCAGCGGCCGUGGCCGCCACGGGCCCCGUCGGCCCGUACACGCCGUCGCGCGAGCGUGCCGACGACGAGAGCUCCAUUGCGGCGCCGAGCAUCUUCGGCGAGGGAGCCGACGAGCAGGAGGGCGUGACGCUCUUCCUUGUGCGCGAGCUGCCCACCUCGACGACGUCGACGGCCGCCGAGAGUGCCGAGCGCUACCGGCAGCGCGGCUUCCGCGUGACGGAGACGCGCUUCCUCGCCAGCGUGCUGGCCGACCGCUUUGCCGUGGCCAAGCCCGAGAUGGAGGUGCUGCUCGACUCGCUCAAGGUGUACGCCAAGCGCGGCACGCGGCCCGUCGUGCAGCCCGGCGGCGUGUACGCGGGCCUCUUUGGCGUGCGCCCCUCGACGAGCAAGCAGGGCGGCCUCGACGUGCUCGUCUACCACUUUGCGCGCCACCAGAUUCCCGCGUACCGCCUGCCCGAGGUGCAGUGCAUCACGCCCGAGAUGAAGGACUUUCUGCACGAGCUCGACCAGCUCACGCUCGACGAGGCCGGGCGCAUCUGCGAGAUUGAGGCGACGCGCUCGAGCGAGCGCAAGAAGCAGCUGCGCCUCGAUGUGGCGUCGCAGCUCAGCCUCGACGAGCCGGAGCUGCACGACGAGGAGGCGGCGCUCGAGGCCAUGAUCCGCUUCCAGACGGCGCUCUUCAUCGCGCUCGACGCGCUGCACCAGUCGGUGCGCUUCUACCCCAAGAUUGCCUCGACGGCACGCCUCAGUGCCGAGGUGCUCGAGGUGCCGUCGAGCGUCGACGACUCGACGCAGCCGGCCGAGAUGAUUCUCGUGCAGGCCGUGCUGCCCGAGGAGAACCUGAUGCCGCCGGCCAACGGCUCGCUCACCACGCCCAUGCCCUCGGACACGCCCAGCGCCGGCUCGCCGUUUGUCUUUACGCCCUACACGCUCUUUGCGCGCAGCCAGAUGAUGCUGCUGCGCGGCCGCCAGGCCGACGACUUUGAGCACGAGGUCGUCGUCGAGCUGCGCCGCCGCUACCCGAGCUCGCUCAUGCAGGAGCAGGAGGAGAAGGCCGAGCUCGGCGUGCGCCGGACGGGCGCCGCCUACUCGGAGCACCGCACCUCGAGCUCCGUCGACCACGUCACCAAGGACCUGGCGGAGAAGGACCUGCUGCGCCACGACGACGACGAGUACACGCAGGACAAGCGCGCCGUGGCGCUGCCGGGCGCGUUCCGCCGCUGGACGUCCAAGCUCGUGGCACCCGCCGGCGCCCGUCGUGCCUCGCACGAGCCCAUCUCCGAUGUCGUUGUGCAGCAGCAGCAGCAGCAGCAGAACCAGCUCGGCCGCGUCACGAGCUCGCGCCGCGUCAGCGUCGUCUCGUCGCACUCGCGCCACGGCGCGGGCGCCAAGGGCAGUGCCGGCGGCAAGUCGGAGCACUUUGACAUGGUCGAGACGCGCUCGCCGCAGGGCAACACGGCCAACCUGCCCGUGCUCAACAGCGACGACCCGCGCUACCGCUCGCCCACGUCGCCCGGCACGGCCAGCACGACGUCUGACUAUCCGAGCCCGCUGCGCGUGCAGGCCACGCAGGGCGCCGUGAAUGCCUCGCUGGGCAUCCGCCGCUUCACGCAGGACGGCGCCUCGGCCGCCGCGCAUGCUCAGCAGGCGGCCAACCAGAGCCGCUUUGCGCGCUCCGCCGACGACCAGCCCAUCGCCGAGGAGGCCAGCGAGGCGCUGCGCGACGACAGCAGCGACGUCGGCGAGGCGGCGCCGUCGUCGGGCCUGGCCGGUGCCUUUGACUACCAGCCGCGCCGUCCGUCGGGCAAGAGCCUCGUGGGCGCCGCCGCGGCGCCCGGCCGCCGGCCCAGCAGCGCCACGAGCGAGCAGAGCAGCGAGCCGGCGACGCCGACGAUCGUCUCGGCCAGCACGACUGCCGUCUCUGCCACUGCCGCGCCGGGAGCUGCGUACCUGGCGCCCAAGACGCCGACGCCGCGCCGCUCCAGCGCCGCUCACCCGCUGCGUGGCGCCGCGGCGUCUGCGCGCCCGUCGACGGCGCCCGCCGGCGCGCGCCGUGCCGCCUCGUUCCGCCCGCACACGGCCGACUCGCACACGAGCCCCGUGCUCUCGCAGCGCCACGCCAUGGCGUCGAUGGAGCCCGCCAGCAUCAAUGCGCGCCUGCGCGCCGACGGCUGGACGACGCGCCAGCUGCGUGCCCUGGAGCGCGGGCCCAACGCGCCGCCGCUCCUCGGCGUCGACUACUAGACCCCCCCAUCCUCCGCAUCGCUCCGUCAUGCCCCUCACGCUCCUUUACGCCGCCCGCGCCUCCUGCUCUCUGGACACCACCUUCCUCGUCGGCCCCACUCGCGCUCCUUCAUGUCUCGACUCGCCGCCGCCGCCGUCUGCCGCGUGCGCGCGCGUGCCUUCACGCCACUUCCUCCAGCAUCGUCUUCUUCAUACGUCACCUGUGCGAGUCCUCGCCCUCUCCCGUCACAGCACGCGCACCAGCCCGGAGCACCUCCUUUCCCGCAUCAUGUCUCGUGUGUACCCCACUCAUCCUCGCCGCUGUAUCCAAUGCGCUGCAGACUUGGCCCAAAUCCCAAUUGCAUUGGCAUCCAUCGCGCGCACAG
Tilletiopsis washingtonensis is the source of this 4395-nucleotide messenger RNA. RefSeq lists its product as hypothetical. Lineage: Eukaryota; Fungi; Basidiomycota; Exobasidiomycetes; Entylomatales. The record is from RefSeq and is a predicted model, not a curated record. Bases 431 to 4030 code for a protein of 1199 amino acids. The transcript is spliced from 3 exons.